Messenger RNA from Salmo salar (Atlantic salmon), 3865 nucleotides. NCBI's taxonomy places the organism in Eukaryota, Metazoa, Chordata, Actinopteri, Salmoniformes, Salmonidae. The record is from RefSeq and is a predicted model, not a curated record.
GAGACAGACAGAAAGUGAGAGCUAGGCAGCGCUCUGGAAGCCUAGCUGAUCAUUGCUGUGAUAUUCUGACUGCCCCAGCGGCGAGAGAGAGGGCGCGUGACAGAAAGAAAGAGAGAGAGAGAGAGAGAGAGAGAGAGAGAGCGAAAGAAGGAUAGAAGACUAGAAGCCUCUUUCCAUUCUAUGAAAAACAAGUUCCCAAAUAGAGCAUCAACAGCAAAGUGCGGAGUGGAGGGAGUGUCUCGUCUCUUCAGGGGGAGCUGCUCACUAACAUGAAGAAGAAAACAGUCCAGAGGAGCUACUACUAGUGGAAGAUCUUUAAGAGGGGGAGAAGAAGACCAAUAGUGUCUAUUCAGACACAAUUCAAACCGAUAGUGUCUAUUGACUCUACUCAGACUAAAGGAGAAAGCCAAAAACUUUGUUGUCGAGGAUGUCUUGGCUGUCGCCCAUGUCAUGGGCCAAGUGGACGUGGACAGCAGUCCGGGGAGCAGAGGAGGGAGAGGAGGUGGAGGGCCAGGAGGUGAAGGAGGAGGAUGGACUGCUACCCUGCGUAGGGCAGCGAGAGGAGGAGGAGGAAGAGAGAUCUCAAGGCUGCAGUUCAGACUCAGAGGGCCACUUUGAAACCCCAGAGGCUCAGAGCCCUGUCCACGCUCCACUCCAAGGCCCAGAAGAGCUGGAGACCUUUACCACUGACAGAGCAGAUGCCCUGGAGGAGGAGGAUGAACAGCUGAUAGUGUCUGGCCCAGCCAGGGAUCCAGCUCCUAGUCUCCUCUUUAACCAGAACAUGGGUCAGGCCAAGCCCCCCUUGGCCCCUGAGGAGGAGGCCCCUGUGGACUUGAAGGAGGGGCCACAAACACUGCCCAACACCACAGACACUGCAGAGGUUCAACCCCCAAUAGCAGGCCCACCAGCCCAGACCAAUGGAGCAGCAAAGGCCACUGCUUCUCUAGACUUAUGUCUACCUGAGGAGGAAAGACCACUGGCUACUUCUCUAGACUUAGGCCUAACUGAGGAGGCUAGACCACUGGCUACUUCUCUAGACUUAGGCCUAACUGAGGAGGAAAGACCACUGGCUACUUCUCUAGACUUAGGCCUAACUGAGGAGGAUAGACCACUGGCUACUUCUCUAGACUUAGGCCUAACUGAGGAGGAUAGACCACUGGCUACUUCUCUAGACUUAGGCCUAACUGAGGAGGCGAGGCCACUGGCUACUUCUCUAGACUUAGGCCUAACUGAGGAGGCUAGACCACUGGCUACUUCUCUAGACUUAGGCCUAACUGAGGAGGCGAGGCCACUGGCUACUUCUCUAGACUUAGGCCUAACUGAGGAGGCUAGACCACUGGCUACUUCUCUAGACUUAGGCCUAACUCAGGAGGCUAGCAGUACAGAGACGCUUUGUAAUGGACACCCCGUAGAGACCAUCCCUGAACCUCAGGCCAAAUCCAAUAAAACCACACCCCCUUCCCUGAAGAUAAAGGGAGCCUUUAACAGGGCUAGUGCACAGAGGGACGGGGACAGUGAUAUCACCCCAGUCCCUAAGGCUAGCUACAACUUUAACCCGGACCAAUUCGACGACAGCUUCAAUCCGUUCGCCAGCGGCGGCUCCAAGAUUCAGAACUCAUCGCCAGCUUUUGCAGCCGAUGCCCUGCACACAAUGGAGUCGCUACCUGUACCUAGCUCCCUGCCCACACUGGGGUCGUUACCUGUAUGCGGCUCUUCUCCACCGCUUUGUGGGACUAGUUCCUCACCUAAAAUGGACGUUGAGGAGGUCAAAGAUUCAGCGUCGGAGGCAUCAGAGGAGCCCAAGCCUGUGAAGAUGGAGUUUGGGUUAGACGAGGCAGGCGAGGUAAAAAAAACACCACCCAGGAGGAUGGGUAAAAAGCCCAGCAGCAAGCUUGCCGUCAAGAAACCAUGGGCAAAAGCAACGACAACAGCACCUGUCCCAACACCGGCACCCGAACCAGUAAUAGCUGAACCGGUAGUAGAGCCGGUUUCAGAAACGACUUCCGAACCGCUUUCCAUGCCAGGUGCCUCCUUAAGUUUGGACGACGUUCCUAUUCCCAAGUCCACUUAUAACUUUGACCCCAACCAGUGGGAUGACCCUAAUUUGAACCCCUUUGGGGGUGGUGGUGUCAAAAUAAGUAGUUCCCCGGUUUUGCCCAAAGGAUCCUACAGCUUUGAUCCUCACAACUUUGACAACUGUGUGGACCCCUUUAAGCCAUCUACAGCCCUGGGCAGCGAGAACUCAACCUCCCAGGAUACCCCACAUCCUCCGCAAGCAGAGGAAGCAGUGAAACCAAAGCUGGAGCGGCCCCUGGAUGAGGGGAAGAGAAUGUGUCAGACUCCAAAGAAAAGCAAGGACAGGAUCCUCACGAAUUCGUGUAAGGUGAAGAAGUAUGAAAACCAGUCCCUGGUCCUGAAUGUCUGCAAUCAGGAAGAGGAUGCGAUGGUGUCACAGGUCCAAGAAAUGCCCCGCCGCGUUCGCCAUGCCACCGAUGAGGAAAAGCUGGCUUGCAGUGAAAUCAUGGGGCAGAAAGCCAAGGAUGAGGCCGGGGUGGUGGAGGAGGAAGAAGACUCAGUGUGUGCCAAAGGCCCAGCUAAAGGCCCAACCAAAGGCCUGGCCAUCACAGACAAUGUCAAAAGCCAGGCAAUGCUGGAUGAGCCACAGGCGAGGAUAACACACUAUAUGGAGGAAAAUGACAUUUGCAUUUCAAGUGAAGAGCUGUCAAUCACCCCAAGGCCAAAGUUGAUUGGCUGCAAGGGACACGAUGACAAAGGUAGUCCCUCCUCCAUGGAUACCAUAUCGCUAAAUGAGAUGGACAAAGCAGCGGUGCUCACCUUGAUCAGAGAGGAGAUAAUCACUAAAGAGAUAGAGGCCAAUGAGUGGAAGAGAAAGUAUGAAGACAGUCAUAUGGAGGUGUUAGAGAUGAGGAAAAUAGUGGUGGAGUACGAGAAAACAGUUGCACAGAUGAUUGAGGAUGAGCAGCACAAGAGGAGUGUCCUGGGCUCCCAGAAGAGUGUCCAGCAGGUGACUCUGGAGCGGGACCAGGCCCUGGCCGACCUCAACUCUGUGGAGCGCUCACUCUCGGACCUCUUUAGACGUUACGAGAACAUGAAGACCAUCCUGGAAGGCUUUAAGAAGAAUGAAGAGGUGCUGAAGAAGUGUGCCCAAGAGUAUCUGGUCCGCGUCAGACAGGAGGAGCAGAGAUACCACACACUCAAAAUCCAUGCUGAGGAAAAACUAGACAAGGCUAAUGAAGACAUAGCCCAGGUGCGCUCCAAGGCCGACACAGAGAGUGUGGCUCUUCAUGCCAGCCUGAGGAAAGAGCAGAUGAAGGUGGACUCCUUGGAGAGAGCCCUCCACCAGAAGAAUCAAGAAAUUGAGGAGCUCACAAAGAUCUGUGACGAACUAAUAGCAAAGCUCGGGACAUCAGACUGAUACCUGAUAUCAUAAACGUUGGAGUUGUUGGAUGUACUGUUCCAGCAACUUCUCUCCCCUCUGCCUUACCAUUGCAGCCAAGGCCUAACCAUCCCCACUGCAGCUAGCUGGUAAAUUACUGUAUACACUUCUAUACAAUCUGAACCCGUCUAUGCUAUUAUUACUAAAACACAUAGUCACCCCUGUUGUUUCAGAUUGGAACAAAUAAACAGCGAAACAGCAAUGAGUGAGUAUAUAUAUAUAUAUAUAUACACUGCUCAAAAAAAUAAAGGGAACACUUAAACAACACAAUGUAACUCCAAGUCAAUCACACUUCUGUGAAAUCAAACUGUCCACUUAGGAAGCAACACUGAUUGACAAUACAUUUCACAUGCUGUUGUGCAAAUGGAAUAGACAACAGGUGGAAAUUAUAGGCAAUUAGCAAGACAC